GGUUCUCUCUCUCUCUCUCUCUCUCUCUCUCUCUUACGCUCCCAUACACGGCCCCUGUUUCUUUCCCCCGCUUCCAUGGGCGCUCCCGGCUCUCCUCCUCUACCACCCAAUCAUCAUACUUUCUGCGAAUCCGCAUUACAACCUCCUGACGUCUCUAAUUCUUCCACUCUAACGCUCGACUCUCAUCUUCCUAGUUCCAUCUGUGAUAACCAGAGGAAGAAGAAGAAGAAGACGAAGACGAAGACGACGAUGAAUUCCCAGAAGAAGAAAAGAUUAGAUAUUGAAGAUGUCUCCUUGUCUGCGCCCUUAUCCCUUUCUUGCUCCCCUUCUCUUAAUUCUUCUCAGAGGCUCACUCGCGUACCUUGCAGACGGCGCAAUCCUGCGGUUCGCUUCGGUGCGGUUCGGCCAAGUCUCGGAUGGCGUGAUGUGAACACGUUGGCUCUUUCUCUGGGGAUGUCGUUUGCUGCUUUCGUUGACAUGGUUCUUGACAGGAAAGAUACAGUUGCUGAAAAUAUGUCCAUCGAUGAGCUUGCAAAGGUAUUCUUUUCAUUUUUAUCCUAGGUCAACAACAGUUUU
Messenger RNA from Carica papaya (papaya), 576 nucleotides. NCBI's taxonomy places the organism in Eukaryota, Viridiplantae, Streptophyta, Magnoliopsida, Brassicales, Caricaceae. The record is from RefSeq and is a predicted model, not a curated record.